CAACAAAUAUGGCGGUCGUAGUGUGGAGACGCGUGUGCAUGCAUGUGAAAAGCAGUUUCGUUUAGGUUUGCAGAAGGGAAUGGAGGAUUUUCCUCUUUUCUUAAGAGCAGGCCUAAUGAUGUUUCAGUAGAAGGAUGAAAAGUGCCCUAAAAGCGUCGGUAGCCUUGCAAUUUAUCACUUUAAUGGCAGAGAUAAUUUCCCUGGACGGGAAUGGGAAAUCGAAGGAUGAAAAACCCAGUGGUUUGUCUGCUCGGAGUAGCUCGUGGUAAGGAGAAAAAGAUUACGAGAACACGUUAUUGACCUUCCUUUUCAUCUCUAAAUUGAUUCUGCUGGCGUUUUUUUUUUAGUUCACUUGUAAUUGUAAGUACGUUGGAUGGGAAGUUAAGUGCGUUGGAUACAAGAGAUAAUGGCAAGUUACUGUGGAGUUUACCAGCUUUCCACGGACCUCUGUUGUCAUCCAGCCUCAGUUCAGUUCAGGUAUUUUAUAGAUAAAGUUUUCUUCUCUUCCAUAUAGGUUUUCUAAAUCUUUCAGCGUGGGCGGUGCAAGGUAACUGUUAACUCUUGAUGUAAUCAAAGCAAACGGAUGCAUUAUCCGUCGGAUGAAACGAAUUCUGUGCGAAAGGCGAGGGAAUCCCCAGGGUGAAAAGUCAGAAUAUUUGCAUUUGAUUCUUCGAUGCUAGCAUUUGUGUGAACCAGACUACGUCUGAUUUAAUGCUAGUUCUAUUAUUGUGUCCAACUCUCCCUUGAUUAGGGAAAAGGAAUUUGCUCCCAAAUUAAGUGCUCCACCACACCGUCGCUGUCAAAAUGUGCAUGAGAUUUUGACUUGUAUCAACAAAAUACCUCAUGUACUUCCAAACUACUAGAAGACAGGUAUACUCUAACAAAGUUAUUCGCCAGAAACACAAAUUAGGCUGUGAGUUUUGCUGUAUGAUAGCUACUUAAUAAGAUGUGCUAUGUCAUCAUAUUUUUACAGAUGGCAAAACACGUGGGUCUGAUACCCUCAUUGGAUGGUGGAUUGUAUCAAGUCAGUGGAGACAAAGUUGAGGUAAACAUGAUUAAAUCAAACAGUAAUCAGGUUCUCAGUUCAAGUACUUUUGAAGUGGUAAUUUGGCAACCAGAAAGUUUGAAUGGUCACCUGAAAGAAAAGUUUCAUUGCCAGAAAAAAAGAAGAGAAAAGAGUGCUGUUUAUAAUUAUAUUUUCUUGAGCAUUCAGCUGUAAAAAAAUAUUGCUUGUCUCUGAAAUAUAGGAUUAUCAUUGGCUCUCAUAUUUUAUUUUGAGUGGGAAGGAAUAUUUUAGCAACAAGUAAGGCUAAAUACUCAGACAACCAACAAGAAAGAAACAAUUUUUCAAACAAAGAAAACCAGAUAGUGUUAAUAGUGUUGAAUGCAAGUUUUUUGUCACUGUAUACAAUUGAAAAAUAAGAUUAAAAAAAUAUAUCGCAGCAUGUAACAUGACUAGCAGAUAAAGCUGGUUGAAGCGAUGAUAUUCACUGAUAAUUUAGUUUGAAAUAGGAAACUCUUUUCACAUUUUGUUUACAAAUUUCGUUUUCAUUUUUGGGCCUGUUUUCCAAAUAUAGACUGUAAUAAUGCCUUUUUUAUUGUGAUGAUUUGUUUAAGUCUUAAAAAUCCAUACAAUAAUUUGUAGAGUUUUUCUAUAAAGCAGUUGUAGAAUUUUUCUGUCUAGUGGUUGUAAACAAUUCUUUUGAAAUGAUACAUCUACCUUAGAUGAGAAGCAAAAAGCAAAUAAACAUUCUGCUAUACAAAGCAUUAUGCACAGUGUAAUACAACUUUUUAUCAUGUGACCUGUUUGGCCCAGUGUGCUUUUAGUGAAAAACAUAAUGGAAAAAAAAUAGUAAGAAGGAAAGUUUUCUGCCUGGUUUUCUUUAUCUGAAUGGUCUUAGUUUCAUUGGAUGUGCUUUAAGUUUUACAAAUACUGAUUUCAGUUUUUAAUUUUCUAUCCACAGCCCAUUCCUUUCACUGCUGACACACUCCUUGGUUCCUUCCUAAAGCUUCCUGAUGGUUCAAUUUUAGUUGGUGGGAAGGAAGCCACUUCGUGUGGACUUAAUCCCUAUUCUGGGAAGGUAAGCUUGUUUUUGAAGGGAGUCCUUAAACUAUAACAUUAGUUAAUUCUUUCAGCUCUCGACAAUCUUGGGUAGAGUUAGUUAGAGAAUGGAUGAAAACAUCAAAUCAUGAUACAAACUUAGAAAUAAGUUUCAGUUCUGUAAUGUUUCAGUUUACUCAGUAUACUAUAAUGAUCUGAAUUAAUAAGUAAUAGCCGCUGGUGGUUUCAUGUCCUUUUUUUAUGUGUACAGAGACAGAUUAGCUGAUCUGAUUGUCUAAUACCCUAUUCACACUAGCAAAAUGUGUUUUUUUAAACUGGUUUUUACUGAAUGAAAAUCAUAAAUGGAGAACUGAAAAACAUAAUUUUCCAUAGGAUUCAAGUACUUGCUAACUUGCAUUUCCAGUGUGCUAAAUUUUAGUACAAAAAUGUGAGGUUAAGUAGUUUCUAGGAAGAAAAAAAUUAAACUGUGUUAGACAUUAAACAACUUUAAAACAUGUUUAAGCUUUGGUGUGAAUAGAGUGUAAGUGAGAGUGGUCUGGAGACAGCCUUGUUGUUUGUGUUGGGGACUGAUGUUUUGGUAACGAUCGGGGAAUCCAUUAUUACACACAACUGUAUUAGUGAGGAGUUGUCUGUCAGCUGGAGUGGAUAAUAUUUUUUAAAAGCACUUUAAUUCAAAACCUGGGUUAUAAAGAAAUGUAUUUAGUAGGUAGAUGGAAGGGGAGAAUGGCUAAAAUUAAAUAAAUCUGAUUUUAGGGGUGAAAAAGUUGAGACAAGUUUUAAAAAUUGAUUGUCUUACUAGAUGUGUUGUCUUUCAUUCAGUAGUGCUUGAUGUUAUUAUUCCAAUGCGAUUUUCAUUCUAAUUAAAGGCACAAUUUUGUUUCAUGAUAGGUACAGUAUGUCUGUUCAGCUGAUGGCUGUCAGUUAAAGGAGUCUGAUGAGCAGCAUGUCCAAGGCAAGGAUGUUCUUGUACUUAAAAGAACACAGCAGACAAUCCGUGCUGUUGAUCAGAGAACAGGCAUUGAAAGGUAUUCACAACAGUAGGCAGCUCUGUCAUAUCAUUAUUGUUCUCCUCAAGCAUGCAUUACAUAUGCUGAGUUUCAAUGUGCCCCUGGUGUAAAUCUUUUUGAGCACUUUGAACUUUCAUCUCCUCUUUUUAGCAUUUCUUGUUACCAAUUGAAAUUAAGGGAAAAUUUGCAGCCUAACUAAUAUAUGUCAUUGAAAAUUAAUUGUUCAUCAUUGAUAGUCUUUUUAGAUAAAUUAACAGUAAAAAAGAGUAGUUAUUAUGAUCAAAACUCAAUUUGCUCCGAUUCCAAUAAUCAUGCUCUAAUCAGUCAUUAAUGAAGCCUGUUUUCUGAUUGUUUUGUGUUUUAGAUGGAACUUUUCUGUUGGACAACAUGAUGUAAGCUUCUUGGAAGCUGUUUUAAAUGAAGAAGAUGAUGCUCACUGUUCUGCUGAGGAUGCUGAAUUGUUUACAGAAUGGAAUCUGCGUGUGUCCAUUCCCAAUGGACUUGUAGCAGCAGUGAACACUCUUGAUGCAACAGAGACUGAAGUAGUGUUAUGGAGCCACCAGUUUGAUUCCCCUAUAGCAGCAGUAUGGAGGCUGAAUGGGGGUUUUGUACAACCAGUAAAAUUAUUCACAAAAGAAGUUACACCAGAAUUGGCUCACUCAUCUGACCAGGGGGCAUUUCCACAGGGACCAGUGAUGUAUAUAGGUAAGGUAUUCUCAUUGAUUUGGUGGUCUUUGUAUUAAUAACUUCAGUAUGGUCCUAUACAUUUAUUUACUGUAUAUUUCAUAUCUACAUGUACACUUCAAUUUACUGGUUUGCUAUCCUGGGGUUUUUCUGGACCUCUGAUGCUAUAAAAAGAGAGUUCAAUGUAGACUUUGUCAUUAUCCAUUGUACUGUUAGCACAGUUUAAGAGAAGUUUGCUGAUCAAGUAUUUGAGCCUUGUUUUUUUUAGCACAUGAAACAACUGUUGGUGCUAACUUACAAUGUUUCUCUGUUUCGUAAGACCUUUGCACAGGAUAUGUCUUAUGUAAAGCACAAUCUACAAUAUACAUUCACAUAUAAAAUGUUUUCAUGAAGGUUUUUUACACAACAAACAAUUACCUCCUUUGGGCAAAUGUAACCUCAUUAACCAUACAAUCAUAUAGUUGUAUAAUAUAUAUAUUUUUGUUCUUAACCUCUCAUAAGGCCUUACAGUGGUCAUAAAUUGGGAAACAGGACAGCUUAGGAUGGUACAUGUUAUGUAGCAUUGACUCUGUGUCUUUGUGUUAGAAUUACUGAAUAUUGGAAUCACACUCUUGAUGCUACCUAUAGAUGCAUAGCAACAUUUCAUUUGCUUCAAGCUGGGGCCUGUUUCUCAAAAGUCCUUGAUCUUGAAGCCUUAUUUUACAAUAAAAAUGUAAAGAAUAGAGAAGUACAUUGUGGCUCCCCAACCAGUCCAUUUUGUGUAUUUAGUUAAUAGAUUUAUUUUAAGUUUUUCAAAAAUUUUGAAACCCUCUUCUUAAAUGAGAACAGAACAGCAUUAUGGGCCCAUUAAGUUAACAGGACCUUCAAGAAACAGGCCCCUAGACACAAUUGAUUUUUUCCUAAGUUACUUGAUAUUUUGCAAUAAUUAUUGAUAAUAAUUGUUGCAGUAUUGAAAUUUGAAAUUUGGUAUACAUAUGCACUUAUGGAUAAUUCAAUGGAAUACAACUUUAAAACAAUCACAAUUUGUACAACUUGGCACUUUGAUUGCCUAGGACCCGAUUUCCCCAAAGCAACAACAAUUUUUUAUAUGGCCGCUCAACUGUACUACUUCAGCUUUGUUAUUAAUAGCAUUGAGAAAUUUAGUUUGUUUCCCUCCUAUCUUCCAGGAAAACAUGAAGGUCAAGUUUACAUUCAGACAUCAGAGCCAUUUAAUCCAGCUCAGGAAAACGUAGUGGCUAGAAUUGAUGAUGUUAGUGGCAAAGCAGUGGCACAAAGAUUCAGGAAGGUUAAAUGGAGGCCAUAUUUGACGAGUUCACCAUCACGUACACCAACUGUGGUUACAAAGGAGUUAGCUGUGUGGAAUCCUCUGGAAUAUCCAUUUGGUAAAUUGAGAUCAAUUAUGUGUUUCAGACUAUUUUGCAUGAGAAGGAGUUUUAAAUAAAAGAUAAACACAUGAUGCCUAUAAAAAUCAAAGGUUGACUUUGUGAUAGAAUUACAAAUUUUCUUGUUGUGAAAAAUCUAUGAUCAUUUCAUUCUCCCUCCUGGGAAAUAGGUAUUUAGUAGACUGAAAAUAGGCAAUAAUUAUGCUUACUUGUUGUUAUUCAAGAAUGACUUUUUUUAGUUGCUGCAAUCGCCAAUCUUUUCUAGUGGUUUCUUUAGUUAAACAUGAUUGCCAUGGUUCAGGAAAUUGUCUGGGAAAAAUUCUUAAAGAGAGGGAAAAGUCUUUGACUAUUAUUUAGAGUCAUGGUAAUUUUAAGUUUUGAAGACAAUUCAGUAAACAUUGAAACCAUAACUCCAUCUUUUGUCUCAUCUUUUGUUGAGGCUGUAAUAUUCUGACUGAUUAAGUAUAUACCUCACAACUGAAUAGCGAUUUUUGUGUGGCCAAUUGGUUAGUUUGGUAGUGAAUCAGAAUAGCAAGUACUCUACACUGUACACCUCCUAGCAGCUGAUGAGACAAAAUUGCACAUCAUGAGUUUAAUUUCCACCAUUUCUUCAGUAUACUGAAAGAAAUAAACUAAGUUUUUGGUAUCUGUGUGGUAUAUACUAAUUUAAAAAAUUAUUCACCUCCACUUUGGUGAAUAAUUGUUAAUUAUGAUGAAUAUAUGAAUGGUCAGAAAGGAAGCUUGCACAGGGAGUCUAAAACAACUGACAGAAACUGUUUGUUGCAAUUUUUUUAUAAUUAGUCAGGGAAGCUUUUAUUUUGUUAAGGGGAAGUCAAGGAAAAUUUUUAAAACUGAUGUCUGUGGCUGCCAUGUAGAAGGAAAUAAACCAGUUUUAAUUCCUCCUGGGUGAGAGAUUAGUUUGAAGUUAAGCAUGUAAUGAAACACUGUUAAUUUUGGUAUCCUAUUGAUUUGUAGAUAAUGGCUAUUACUUGUUGGGUGAAGUGAUGCCUGUGGUUCCUCCACAUACCCAGGAUAAGCAAAUUCUUCCAGUAGACUCUGAGGAUGUUUUCAACAGAAAAUCCAAGAACUCUUCUGAAAAAGUUCUGAAUCGUAAUGAUCUCUCAGGAUGGUGGUAAGAAUAACUGUCUGAAAUGAAUCCAAGUAUAAAUUUUGCAACUUUGUUUUUGAGCUUAAUGUUUAAAUGUUAUUAAUAUUAAUUUACAAUACUAAUGAUACUAUCAUACAAUACCACAAAAGCACAGACAAGAUUAGGAAGAUUGAACUUCAAAACUUUCAUUAUUGUUUAACAAUGAGUUAUAACCAAGACACAAAAUUAUAUGUACAUUUAAGAACUACAGUUUAGAUUUAAAUUUUGUAACUUAAUGUGAUAAUACUAUUAUUGAUAAUUCAAUAAAGCAACACUUUCUUAGAUAAUUCAGGUACAGGCUGUGUUACCUUUUCUUUCUUAAGAAGCUGCUCUGUGUUUUAAAAAAGCACUUUUAGGGGCAAACAUACAAUGAAGUAUUAAGAGCACAGCUAAUGCUUGCAGGAAUUAUUUCAAUUACAGUCAUCGUGUUUAUUUACUAAUACAUGUACACCAUACUGAUGGAAUAAACAUGAAAUGUUUCUCUUGUAAGGUAUGGUGCCCUGUUUGUAACAGCUGUUGUUGCUGUCAUGGUCCAGUUUUUUUUGCACUUCUUUCCUGGAUCCAACAAGAGAAACGUGAGUGUUUGAACCCUUCCGCCUUUAACAUCUUAUCAGCACUUCUUUGUUUUCUUUUAUUCCACAAAAUUUGGUGUUAAACUUCAUGAUGUAGGAAUCCUUACAUUCGAUUGAUUCAUUUGAUAUAAAUCUCUUAUUUUACUUCAGCCUGAAGCAAUAACUCAGGACCAGAAGUUGUCUUCUGCUACGUUAACAUCAUCCCCACAUUCUUCUACAGCAUCAAUAGAGACCAUCAAGGUAUAUGGAGAAGUAUCUUUACACGUUAUUGUGCUGUUACAUAAUUAUUAUGUGCUGGAAGGUAGCUUACCAAUGUCCUUCAACAGAUGCAAAAGAUGGUACAAAAGCAUGUUGAACUUACAUUGUUAUUAAUGCCUCCAAAGAAAAUUUUUACUUGAUUUAAAUGUACAAUUUCUAUUCAAGCUUUGCAGUGCCAAUAACUAAACAUAAAAACAGACCAAUCAGUUUCCACAAACCAGAGCAUUAACACUACCCAAGAAACUCCUUACAUGACAAUGAUUUCUGAUCAGGUUGUUGUUAAUGUUAGUUGUUCUCCUUGACUAAUUCAAACACUCACUGAGAAAAUGCUCUGAGCAAUUUUCAGAGACUGAGAGGCUUUUCUCUUGAAAUGAUAGUCUCAUCUUGCAAACUGUUUUAUACUCUAAUUAGGCUUCUGCACAACUUGUUCAGUAUUCUUUCUCUCACUCACAGGAACCAUCAACUCCAACCACACCAGAUUCUUUAUCACAGACAAACUCUUUUGUCUCAAGGUGAGUCACCAAGCUUGUAAGUUAAGUAAGUUACUAAUCAAUUGAAUUUGUUUAUGGAAAGUGAUGCACAAAACCCAAGAAUUGCUUUGCUUGUCUGAGUUUUAUUGAUAAAAGGGGGAACAGAAGAUUUUCCUGGGUCUGUGUUUUUACAACUUGUUUGAUUCUCUUUAUCCAUUCUUUACACUCCCCCCCCCCCUUUUAUUGCUUCAACAUUACUUGAAGCUGAGGAUCAUCAUAUUGUGUUUGAAACAUAUCAAUGUAUCUGGUAUUAAGGUCAAAAGGUUUAUUAUUUUCAUCAGAAAAUAGCUCUUAUUUUUAUUUUGCAUUUGCAGAUAUGUAACUGAUUUUGAUCAUGAACUGUGCCUUGGCAAGGGAGGCUUUGGCCUUGUGUUUCAAGCAAAGAAUAAAAUGGAUGAAUGCAAUUAUGCUGUCAAGAGGAUAAGUUUACCAAACUGGUAAUUAAUUGGCUGAAUUAAUGAAAAACUUUAAGGCUUGAGGAUAAUACAAAGUCAUUGUCUUAUUGUAAUGUUAUUGAUAUGCUUUCAUUUAAAUAGAAAUAAGUUUCAGAUAUUAAUUAACAUGAAGGGAAUGUAAAUUACCUUUGGCCUCUUUUUUUCAAAACAAGGCCUAGUGCUCAAUUUUUAAUCAUAUGAAAAGAUAAGCACCAGGACUCGCUUUGAAAAAGAGGCUAAAGGUAAUUUGGAAAUGGGCUAUUGUAUAGUUACAUGUAACAAUAAAGUCUCAAAGGCUGAAGCUCUCACAUUUUUCAGAACCACAAAAUCCAAAAAUGAAUGUUAGAAUGGGCUCAAUUUUCAAUUGUUAUAGUUAACAUGUAAACAAUAAAGUCUCAAAGGCUGAAUUCUCCAAUAUUUUUCAGAACCACAAAAAAUCCCUUGCGAAAAAAAAAAAGUUUUGGGUUUAAAAAUGAAUUAGAUGGCUUCAUUGAGAUAUGAAGCAUUACCAUCAAUUUUCAAUUGUUACCUGUCAAACAAUUACGCAUCUUUCGUUAAUGUUCUCCCAAUUAACGCACGCUGACAUAUGAACCAAUUGUUAAAUGUUCCCCCACUCUUAUAGGCCCUUAUGGUGAUGGUGGGAGGGGGGGUUGGGGUGAGAGAGGGGCUUCACUCUUUACACCCUAACAUCAGUAUGCAUAUUCUCCAUGCUGCUCUACAUAUAUUUCCUAAUGUGCUAGCAAGGAGAAUUUGUUUAACAAUCAAGAGCUUCUUUAGUUAAUUAUCAUUUCCUUUAUUUCUCCUGACCCUAUUGUUUGAUUCAGGGGUGAUAUUGAAAGGAGAAAUUAGAUGCUAGUCGCUCUCAGUGAUUAAAGGGUUAAAGAGAGGGGAGGGUGGCUUAUCAAAUUUCUUUGAAUGCCAAAAUGUGAGCCAUGUACAGAGUAAAUUUUUUGUUGGAAAAUCCAUCAAGAUGUUAGGCAAAACUAAUAUAGGCUUUCAUAUAAAAUCCUAUUUUGUACAGGACUGUUACCUAGCCCAUAUAAAUAACACAGAUAUCUUAACAGUGUUAAAAUUGUUUUGUUAUUUUCUUGUGUGUAUUUAGUUUUAUAGUUUUUAUGUAGGAAGUGUUGGAGGCUCAUUAGAACAUAAUUGUUUUUUUUUACAACUUUCAUGGUUUAUUUCUUUUAAGAACCAUAUUUUCUCCUGUUGUGAUGCAGGGAUGAUUUUGAUGCAAGCCUUGGCAAAACUUGAACAUCCUAGCAUAGGGUAUAGACUCAUGGUUUGAAGAACUUUUGUUUGUAUUUUUGAAAAAAUUAUUCCAUCAGUCUUUUGUUUGUAUUUAAAAUUAUUCCAUGGGAAAUCACAUAUGAUUGAAUAGAAAGGUCUGAUUGUUUUUUUUUUAUAUUGAUUUCUUCAUUUGUUUGUUUAAUUAUGAAGGGAAUUCUGUGAAUUGCCGUCAGAAGCACCUUCAAUUGGUUCAGGGAUUGUAAUGCAUGCAUUACCAAAUGAUGCAUUGUACUUGCAAAAUGGUGAGGCCUCGUGAGGUUAAUUUGGUGCUGUUGGUUAGGGCUAUGUUCUUAAUUUUUUUAGUUAAAGAAACUUUAUGAUUAGUUGAGAUGGGUGAACUGAUAUGAACUGCUGAAUUUCUCCUGUCUGAUUUCUGAAACUCCAGUCAUCAUUGGUGAUUAUUUUUAAUUACUAUAUUUCUCCAGCACAGUUUGUAGAACAUACAUUUUCAUACAUGCUUACGUAUAUUGGCAAUAUGUCUCAGAAAGUACCAAAAGGAAAUUAAAUGAAAAAAGGACACAUGGAGUUAACCCUUUUACACCUUCACAUCAGUAUGCAUAGUCUCCAUACUGUACUCUAUAUAUUUCCUUUGGUGUUGACAAGGAGAAUUUGUUUAUCAAUCAACAGCUUCUUUAGUUGGUGAUCAUUUUCUUUAUUCUUGUGACCUCAGUGUGUGCUCUGGUAGUUAUAUUCUAAGGAGAAGUUAGAUGCUAGUCACACGUAAGGUUCCAGGGUUAAUAAGGUAAAACGAAAUUUAUAGUAUGAAACUUAAUGUCUUGAAAUAUUUUUGCAAACCUGUAGGCAUAAGUGAAGAAAAGAAGGCCAGAAGAAGGAAGAAAACAAAUUCCUGCAGCCGAUCCAGGCAUUCAUCUUAUCACUCUAAUCCAGAUGAGGACAAUGGAAAAAUUAAUGGAGAGAUCAUUGAUAUCCAUCAGUUAGAGAAUGAAGCAUUUCUAGAUAGAAAUGAAAUCAGUGAUUCUUUUAGUAUAGAAUUUGCUUCAUCAAGUAACAAAGAACUGACAGUACCCAAAAAUGGAAAUUACCGCAAUGCCUUGGAGGAAAGUUCAUCACACGGCAUCAUCUUCAGACAUUCAGACUCUGGCUUGAGUCAAAACAAGGUUUGUGUAAUGAUAAGAAUAACAAUAUAUAACAGAGUGCUGUUCAUAGAUAAACUGUAAGCUUAAAAGGUUGUGCUAAAUUUAAUUUUUUUUUUGACCUGCUGAAUUUUUUGAGAAAACUCCUCAAAACUGUUGAGCUAAUAGUAAAUGUUUAUAUCUUACACUCCUGGUAGUGUAGAUACAUCUGUCCUCAAAUGGUUACCACAUUGACCUGUUAUAAACUAAGAAUUCGAUUAUGAGCUUAGGAUUUCUACCAUGUGAUGAGGAAAUAGUCGAAAUCAACCCUCAUUAGAAUUUUCAUGUUACAUUUUGUGUUAUUUUCUUUGUAGGAUGUUAACAUAGGCAACGUUGGAUCACUGUCAUCAUCUGAUAGCACACAGGAUUCCAUGUCCAAGGAAACAAGCUCCUCAGAAGAACUCUGGUUAACCUCUUCACAUCACUCCUUACUUUCCAGUAAGAUGAACAUAAUUUGCCUACAUGUGACCAAACAUACAAGAAAACUGUAAUUUUUCAAGUUCUGCCUAAGUAUGUUAUAUUGCACUUAAAUCAUUUUGUGAAAGGGAAAUAAACACCUUUCUUUGGCCUCUUAUCUUGUUGGAAAGAGGUGAAGCAGCUUUAAAACAUAACCAGAGAGAUUUUAGCUGAUAAAUGUAUCAGUUAAUUAUUUCUUUUUUCCUUUGUUGCUACCAACUUUGAAGGCUCUCUUCUAGUUUUGUACGGAAGCUAAGAUGAUUGGAGGCUAUCUUAAUGUUUGUCCCAAGACUUUGCAAAUAUUUGCCUCUUACAGUUUCUAUUUGGAAUAGGAAUUGAAUUUAACUCUAAAAUAUUACCAAUGCUUGUGUUUAAAUUUCCUGUCCAAAAGUGUUUGGAUGAGUAUUAACAUGCAAUAUAUGACCAGGAACUCAAUUUUCUGAUGCUUAAUUCAUUAAAUGAGUUCCAGGCCCUUAAGCCCAUCUGGCUUUAAACAUUAUAACUAUGUUUAUGUUUUAGGAGAGAAGCAUAACUGUCAGGAUGAGCAAUGCAAUGCUGAUAAGCUGUCAGCACCAUUGUACCUAUAUAUCCAGAUGCAGCUUUGUCAGCAAGAAAGCUUGAAAGACUGGCUCAAAGCUAAUCAUGAAAGGGACCACGGAUACUGCCUGAAUGUCUUUGAAGAGGUAUCAUUUUACUUAAGAAAUGAGCACAUUACUGGCAUUGUUUUGUCUUUUGUUCUUCUCAAACAGACAAAGAUUUGGUUUGAGAUGCUUAGUUUCAUCUUGUCAAUUAUCUGGUGUACAUGUGAAGCAAAACCUCUUGAUUAAAAAUAAUUAGCCCAAGCCUAGAACGUGGAAAAUGCCAAGGUUGUUAUGUGGGAAUAAAGACAUUUCUAUUUCUGUAAAAUGCAUCUUCCAUGAUGAUGGAAUUCCAACAUAUUGUUAAUAGCAAAUAGGCUGAUUGUUUAUUGCAUGUUAUAGAUCCUAGGUGCUGUUGAGCACUUUCAUGGAAAAGGACUUAUGCACAGAGAUUUAAAGGUAAGGGCAAUUUUACAAACAAAUGGAAAAGAGGCAGAACUGUAAGGGGUCAUAAAGUCAACUUGUAAUUAAGGAUCAUGGCAAAUUCACUUUUUAUGCAAUGUUUCAUCUUUAAUUAAUUUUGUAAUUGCAUCAGCUUAUGGACACAGUGAUUCAUUUUCUAUCAAAAAUGUGAAAAAUGUAGCCAGUAACUUUGAAGUCCCUUUUCUCAUAGAUUUACAGGCUAGCAAUACAGGGUAACAUUUUGUUCAAUGAAUAUUGCCUCAGUGUGUAAAUAUUAGUUUCAACUUUGAAAUAAUCAUAUUUUUCCAAACAUUGAAAUAUAUCUCUAUUCAAUUUCACAGCCAUCUAAUAUCUUCUUUUCACUGGAUGGCUCAGUGAAAGUCGGUGAUUUUGGAUUAGUGACGGCCCACACAUCAGAAAACAACCUGGACACACCCAUUAAAGGUAUGGCAACAUUUAAACCAAACUGGACUAUUAGAAACAUUGACAGAGACAACUGGGCCUCACAUCAUCCAUCACUAGUUGUAAAUUGUCUUGCUUGAAAGAAUCAGAUUUUUAUUGCUACUUGAAAGUUGUUUUGUAGGUUAGCUCUGAGAUUAUCAAACUACAUUUUUUAGAUAUUUCUUUGGUAUCUGUUUAGAUUCUCUAAUGGAUGACACGAAUCAUACAAGCCAAGUUGGCACACAGUUGUAUAUGAGCCCAGAACAGGUAAAAUUGUUGUACAGUUUCAGCACAUUUACUGAAGCUUGCUUGUAGUGCUGAGUAUGAAAAAUGGGUGAUAGUUGUGCCAAGUAUAAGUGCUAGUGACUUGUCAUGUUUUAGGCACACACCUGUCCUGGAAAAUGCCUUUUGAGCAAUAAGUUUUGUACUGCUAUUAAAUUGGUAUUGACAUACAUGUAGGUAAUUUAUUUAUCAAAGGAGGACUUUGAAAGACCUGUUCUUCACUGUCAAAGAUUAUUAGCAUAAUCAUGUAUUUGAAAGGAAUGCCCAUCUCACAAAAUUACUGUUCAAAAUAACUUUUAGUACUCUUAUUUAGCAGUUUUUUUUGUGAUUGGUUACCCAAAGAUUUCACAGAAAGCAUUAUUGUUUCCAGUACAGACUAACUUUAAUUUCUUUCCUCUUAAUCAGAUGGAGGGAAAGGCAUAUUCCCACAAGGUAGACAUCUUUUCCCUUGGACUCAUAUUUUUUGAGUUGUUUUGUCCAUUUGGUACUCAAAUGGAAAGAAUAAAGGUAAGAACACCAAGAUUGCUAGUAAGUUUUAUUAACCAAGCCUGAGGUAGUGAGCUUCUAAUAUUUUUUGGACUGUUACAAUGCUAAGGGGAUGACUUCACUUUCUCUACUGAGAAGUUGAUGUUUGCAUUCUUUUUAAGAGUUUGCAGCCUUUCUUAUUGGCACCUCCCUUCCAUUAACUAUGUUUUGUGAAAUCAACAAAUAUCUCUUUUUGAUUUUUCAAUAAAAGUACCUUAAUAGGCUUCAGAGUAUGUAUUUCAUACAGAAUUUAGUACUGAAGGCUAUUGCUUUAGUGAAAGGUGUGGUCAAAGUAUGAAAAACAGUUAGGUUCAAUUCUCAAAACAUACAAAAACUGACAAAUGGCUGGGCUGGAAUUUAACAAAUGAAUGAAACACUUGAUCAUUUGGUUAAUGCUUCCAUUACCAGUGGAAAAAAGGCUUAUUAAUUUUUUUAGACUCACUGUGUAUUUGUUAUUGUUAAUUACAGGUUAUGUGUGGUGUUAAACAGAGGGUGAUCCCGGGUGACUUUAAAAAAAAGAUGCCACUACAGGUACAGUGUACAGUACCUUAUUUAUGUCACGUACUGUUGGUAGCUGGUCCCUCUAGUCGUCACAUUUGAAUAUUUCUUACUUGGGCCUGUAGCUUUAAGGAGCCAGCUAAUGUUUCACACUUGUGAGUUUUGUUUGAUAUUUUAUUUUAUUUCUUUUUACAUGCUUUAAAAAUUGAAUUUUUUUUGUUCUGAUCAUCUUUUAGUCAGAAUUGGUACAGUGGUUGUUAUCUGCAACACCAAAAGCAAGACCAAAUGCUACAGAAGUCAAGAACAGUAGUAUUCUGAGGAGGAUAAGACAACAGGUUUCAGAAAGCCCCAAUAGUUAACAAGAAAAAGGUUACAAUUCACUUUCAAUUUCAAAGGCUGUGCAAAAUUACUGGAUAUCAAUUUUCAUUAACAUGGGGAAACUAAGGGAGAUAAAUCCUGAGGGAAAAUAACUGUCAUUGGUCUUUGCACCAUUGUGACAUGUUCAUGCAGUGGAAUUAUGAAAAUUGUGCACAUUUUGUUUGAAUAUUUCCUUAUUUCUAAGUAAGUAGAAUCCCAUUUAAUUGGCAGUUCAUCCUAAAAUGAUGUAUUUUUUAAGGGAAAUUUUUAUAUUUUGAAACAAAAAAUAUGUAUUGUUUAGACAGAAAUGUACAUAAGGCUUGUUAUUUAUUAGAAAUUAGAUAAACAGACAAAAAUCCUUGCAUUUUUUUUCUCAUGUUUAUUGUAUAAAUAGCAACAUUGUAAAAUAUUAGCUGCAAGAUAAAUUGUAUAUCAGAAAUAAAUAGUAUCAAC
Molecule: messenger RNA, 14548 nt
Organism: Pocillopora meandrina
Lineage: Eukaryota; Metazoa; Cnidaria; Anthozoa; Scleractinia; Pocilloporidae
Source: the annotation of a GenBank genome assembly